ACUCUGUCAUUUAAAGAGAAAAUGACCACCAGCCUUAAGUUCAAAGAGAAAACCACAGACCUGGAUACACGCAGCUACAAGUGCCUCCUCCUCGCUCUGGUCAAACUCAUCCACGCUGACCCCAAACUCAUGCUGCACGAGUGUGCCACGCAGGGCAGUGGAAUCCCCAUCUGCAGACAGGCCCAGACCAAACUGGAGGUGUGUCUAUACAUGUUUCUGUGGAGCCCUGACACCGAGGCCGUGCUGGUGGCCAUGUCCUGCUUCAGACACCUGUGUGAGGAGGCUGACAUCCGCUGUUCUGCUGACGAGGUGCUCGUCCAGAACAUCCUGCCCAACUACGCCACCUUCACAGAGUUCGCCUCCGUCAGCAACAUAAUGGCCACCGGAUGUUCCACCCUGCAGAAGAGAGUGAUGGCCUUGUUGAGAAGGAUAGAGCACCCCACUGCAGGAAACACUGAGGCAUGGGAGGACACGCAUGCAAAAUGGGAGCAGGACACCAAACAGAUUCUGAACUUUACCAAAAACAAGGUGGAGGAUGGUCAGGAGUGGAUCAACAUGACAGGCUUCCUGUGUGCUCUGGGUGGGGUGUGUCUGUCCCAGCACAGCAAGCCCUGUGGCCCCACCACCUACAGCCCCCCCAUGGGCCCCAUGAGUGAACGCAAGUACUCUAUGGUCUCUGUGGGCGUCUGUGAGGUCAACGCUGCAGCUGGAGCCUCAGCCACCUGCUCCUCCUCUUCCUCCACUGAAACCCCCCUGGGCAGGUUCCUGGACCGCCUGCUGGUAUGUGGUCAUGAGAGGGUGGGUCUACACGUCCGCACCAACGUCAAGGAGCUGCUGGGGCUGGAGCUCAGCCCGGUCCUGUACCACAUGCUCUUCAACAAGCUAAGGAACAGCAUCGGACGCUUCUUCGACACACAGUGGCCGGUCCCCAUCAAUGACACUAACACACAGUUUGUGGAGCAGACCAUUGCCAUCAUGAAGAACCUACUGGAUAACCAUGCUGAGGGCAGCUCAGAGCACCUUGGACAGGCCAGCAUAGAGACCAUGAUGCUCAACCUGGUCAGGUACGUGCGUGUCUUAGGCAACACGUUGCAUGCCAUCCUGCUGAAAACCAAGCUGUGCCAGCUGGUGGAGGUGAUGAUGGAGAGAUGAGACGACCUGUCCUUCUGCCAGGAGAUGAAGUUCAGGAACAAGAUGGUGGAGUACCUGACAGACUGGAUGAUGGGCACCUCCAACCAGGCUGCUGAUGACAAUAUCAAGUGUCUGACCAGUAUGGAGGCGGUGGUGUCUCUGUUAGCUGGCCUGCCUCUUCAGCCAGAGGAGGGAGAUGGGGUGGAGCUGAUGGAGGCCAAGUCCCAGCUCUUCCUCAAGUACUUUACCCUGUUUAUGAACCUGCUGAAUGACUGCAGUGAGGUAGAGGAUGAUGGCCAGCCGGUGGUUGGGAGGAAGAGGGGCAUGUCUCGACGCCUGGCCUCCCUCAGACACUGUACUGUCCUGGCCAUGUCCAACCUCCUCAACGCCAACGUGGACAGCGGACUCAUGCACUCUAUCGGUUUGGGCUACCAUAAGGACCUGCAGACACGGGCCACCUUCAUGGAGGUUCUGACUAAGAUCCUCCAGCAGGGGACAGAGUUUGACACACUGGCAGAGACGGUGCUGGCAGACCGCUUUGAAAGGCUGGUGGAGCUGGUCACCAUGAUGGGAGACCAGGGAGAGCUGCCCAUCGCCAUGGCACUGGCCAAUGUGGUGCCAGGAUCCCAAUGGGACGAGCUGGCCCGUGUGUUGGUGACACGGUUUGACUCUCGCCACCAGCUGUAUCAGCUGCUGUGGAAUAUGUUCUCCAAAGAGGUAGAGCUGGCUGACUCCAUGCAGACUCUCUUCAGAGGCAACAGUCUGGCCAGUAAAAUCAUGACCUUCUGUUUCAAGGUUUACGGGGCGGCGUACCUACAGAAGCUCCUGGAGCCUCUACUUAAAGGGGUCGUCACCACCCCAGAGUGGCACAACAUCAGCUUUGAGGUGGACACAACCAGACUAGAACAGUCAGAGAACCUUGACGAGAACCAGCGGAACCUUCUUCAGAUCACAGACCGGUUCUUCCUGGCCAUUAUCAACUCCUCUAGCGAGUUCCCGCCACAGCUACGCAGUGUGUGUCACUGUCUCUACCAAGUGGUGAGCCAGCGUUUCCCCCAGAACAGUAUCGGGGCGGUGGGCAGUGCCAUGUUCCUGCGCUUCAUCAACCCUGCCAUCGUGUCACCCUACGAGGCAGGCAUCCUGGAUGAGAAGCCCCCACCCAGCAUAGAGAGAGGACUAAAGCUCAUGUCCAAGAUCCUCCAGAGCAUUGCCAACCACGUGUUGUUUACUAAAGAGGAGCACAUGAGGCCUUUUAACAACUUUGUGAAAAGCAACUUUGAUGCAGCCAGGCGGUUCUUCUUGGACAUAGCUUCUGACUCUCCUCCCAGUGACUCAGUCAACCACAGCCUGUCCUUCAUCAGUGAUGGCAACGUUCUGGCCCUCCAUAGGCUGCUGUGGAACAACCAGGAGAGGAUCGGACAGUACCUCUCGAGCAACAGGGACCACAAGGCAGUGGGCAGGCGGCCGUUUGACAAGAUGGCCACCCUUCUGGCCUAUCUGGGGCCCCCCGAACACAAACCUGUUGCCGACACCCACUGGUCCAGCCUCAACCUCACCAGCUCCAAGUUUGAGGAGUUUAUGACCAGGCACCAGGUCCAUGAAAAAGAUGAGUUUAAAGCCCUGAAGACCCUCAACAUCUUCUACCAGGCUGGAACCUCCAAGAAUGGCAACCCUGUCUUCUACUAUAUUGCUCGCAGGUUUAAGACAGGCCAGAUCAACGGAGAUCUUCUAAUCUACCAUGUGCUGCUUACCCUGAAGCCUUACUAUGCCAAGCCCUACGAUAUCAUAGUGGACCUGACCCACGUGGGUCCCAGCAACCGCUUCAAGACAGACUUCUUGUCCAAGUGGUUUGUGGUGUUCCCGGGCUUCGCAUACAAGAACGUGACGGCGGUCUACGUGUACAACUGCAACACAUGGGUGAGGGAGUACACCAAAUACCAUGAGAGGCUGCUGACAGGCCUGAAGGGCAGCAAGCGGGUGCAGUUCAUCGACUCGCCAGCACGGUUGGCGGAGCACGUAGAGGCAGAGCAGCAGAAACUCCCAGCGGCCACGCUGGCCCUGGAAGAGGACCUCAAGGUGUUCCACAACGCCCUCAAACUGGCCCACAAGGACACCAAGGUCUCCAUCAAGGUGGGCUCCACGGCCGUCCAGGUGACAUCAGCAGAGCGUACCCGUGUCCUGGGUCAGUCGGUGUUCCUCAAUGAUGUGUACUAUGCCUCUGAAAUCGAGGAGAUCUGCCUGGUGGACGAGACCCAGUUCACCCUGACCAUGGCCAACCAGGGCACACCCCUCACCUUCAUGCACCAGGAGUGUGAUGCCAUCGUCCAGUCCAUCAUCCACAUCAGGACGCGCUGGGAGCUCUCACAGCCAGACUCCAUCCCCCAGCACACCAAGAUCAGGCCCAAAGAUGUGCCGGGUACCCUGCUGAACCUCGCCCUGCUCAACCUGGGAAGCUCCGACCCCAGCCUCAGGUCUGCAGCCUACAACCUGCUGUGUGCCUUAACCUGCACCUUCAACCUGAAGAUCGAGGGCCAGCUGCUGGAGACCUCAGGCCUGUGUAUCCCUGCCAACAACACUCUCUUUAUAGUCUCCAUCAGCAAGACGCUAGCCGCCAACGAACCACACCUCACCCUGGAGUUCCUGGAGGAGUGCAUCUCCGGCUUCAGCAAGUCUAGUAUAGAGCUGAAGCACCUGUGUCUAGAGUACAUGACCCCCUGGCUGCUCAACCUGGUGAGGUUCUGUAAGCACAAUGACGACGCCAAGCGCCAGCGUGUCAGCGCCAUCUUGGAUAAGCUCAUCACCAUGACCAUCAACGAGAAGCAAAUGUACCCCUCUAUACAGGCCAAGAUCUGGGGCAGCCUCGGCCAGAUAACGGACCUGCUGGACGUGGUGUUGGACAGCUUCAUCAAGACCAGCGCUACAGGAGGCCUGGGCUCCAUCAAGGCGGAGGUCAUGGCUGACACGGCUGUGGCUCUGGCCUCAGGGAACGUCAAACUGGUCUCCAGCAAGGUGAUUGGUCGGAUGUGUAAGAUCAUCGAUAAGACGUGCCUGUCUCCCACGCCCACCCUGGAGCAGCACCUGAUGUGGGAUGACAUUGCCAUCCUGGCCCGUUACAUGCUGAUGUUGUCCUUCAACAACUCUCUGGACGUGGCCACUCACCUGCCCUACCUGUUCCACGUGGUCACUCUGCUGGUGGCCACCGGCCCCCUGUCCCUCCGCGCCUCCACACACGGCCUGGUCAUCAACAUAAUCCACUCUCUCUGCACCUGCUCCCAGCUCAACUUCAGAGAGGAGACCAAGCAGGUCCUGAGGCUGAGCCUUACAGAGUUCUCCCUGCCUAAGUUCUACCUGCUGUUUGGCAUCAGUAAGGUCAAGUCUGCUGCGGUCAUCGCCUUCCGCUCCAGCUACCGCGACCGCUCCUUCUCCCCCGGCUCCUACGAGAGGGAGACCUUCGCCCUGUCCUCCCUGGAGACCGUCACCGAGGCCCUGCUGGAGAUCAUGGAGGCGUGCAUGAGGGACAUCUCAGUGUGUAAGUGGCUCGACCAGUGGACCGAGCUGGCUCAGAAGUUUGCGUUCCAGUACAACCCGUCCCUGCAGCCCAGAGCCCUGGUGGUGUUUGGCUGCAUCAGUAAGAGAGUGACCCACAGCCAGAUCAAACAGAUCAUCAGGAUCCUCAGCAAGGCCAGCCCCCUGCUCAGCAUAGACCGGGGGCUGGAGAGCUGCUUAAAGGGACCUGAUAACUACAACAGCCAGGUGUUGAUUGAGGCCACAGUCAUCGCUCUGACUAAGCUGCAGCCCCUUCUCAACAAGGACUCCCCCAUGCACAAGGCUGUGUUCUGGGUGGCUGUGGCUGUGCUGCAGCUGGAUGAAGUCAACCUGUACUCUGCUGGGACGGCCCUGCUAGAGCAGAACCUACACACUCUGGACGGCCUGCGAGUUUUCAAUGACAAGAGUCCAGAGGAGGUGUUUAUGGAGAUCAGGCGUCCUCUGGAGUGGCAUUGUAAACAGAUGGACCACUUUGUGGGCCUCAACUUCAGCUCCAACUUCAACUUCGCACUGGUGGGACACCUGCUCAAAGGCUUCAGACACCCGUCCCCCACCACGGUGGCUCGGACAGUGCGUAUCCUCCACACGCUGCUGGCCCUGGUGGGAAAACACCUCAACUGUGACAAGUUUGAGGUCAACAGCCAAAGCGUGGCCUAUCUGGCAGCCCUGCUCACAGUGUCAGAGGAGGUGCGUAGUCGCUGCAGUCUAAAACACAGGAAGUCUCUGUUGCUGUCUGAGAUGGGCAUGGAGAACGUUCCCAUGGAUACCUACUCUCUGCACCACACUGACCCCAGCUUCAGGACACUGAGAGAGUGCCAGCCGUGGGCGUCUCACAAGGUGUCAGAGCGCUAUCUGAAUGCCUACUACCCCACGGUGGGGCAGAUCAGCCCCCGUACACGCAAGUCCAUGAGCCUGGACAUGGGCCAGGCCUCCCAUGCCAACACCAAGAAGCUGCUGGACUACAGGAAGAGUUUUGAUCACUUGAUAUCGGACUCCAAAGCACCAAAGAGACCAGAGACGGAGUCUGGCGUCACCACCCCGCCUAAGGUGAGGUGUGUGACCGAGAACGCCUACGAGAUAGACAGCCAAAGAAUGGGCCACUCCCACCUCCGCAAGGUGUCUGUGACAGAGUCCAACGUCCUACUGGACGAGGAGGUGCUGACUGACCCCAAAGUCCAGGCCCUGCUUCUCACUGUGCUGGCCACCCAGGUCAAGUACACCACAGACGACUUUGACCAGAGGAUCCUGUACGAGUAUCUAGCUGAAGCUAGCGUCGUCUUCCCUAAGGUCUUUCCCGUCGUGCACAACCUGCUGGACUCUAAAAUCAACACGCUGCUGUCUAUGUGCCAGGAUACCAACUUGCUGAACCCAGUGCAUGGCAUCAUUCAGAGUGUAGUUUACCAUGAAGAGUCUCCUCCACAAUACCAACCGUCCUAUCUACAGAGCUUCGGCUUCAACGGACUUUGGAGGUUUGCCGGACCCUUCUCAAAGCAGCAAACUCAGAUCCCAGACUACGCUGAGCUGAUUGUAAAGUUCCUGGAGGCCUUGAUUGACCGCUACCUGCCAGGUACAGAGGAGGAGAGGAGCGAGGAGCAGCUCCGUACCCCCACCUCGCCCUACCCCCCCGUCACCCAGAGCCAGCUCAGCAUCACCGCUAACCUCAACCUCUCCAACUCCAUGACCUCCCUGGCUACCUCGCAGCACUCCCCAGCCUCUCUGCCUUGCUCUAAGUCAGCUGUUUUUGCGCCACACCUCCUCCUCCCAGGCGUGGAUGAAGAGAAUGUGCAGCUCUCCCCCAGUGCGGCUCUCUCCACCAGUGGACGGACCCGCCAUGGUUCUGCCAGUCAGGUGCAGAAACAGCGCAGCGCAGGUAGCUUCAAGAGGCCUUGCGUCAAUAAGAUGGUAUGAGACAAAGAGAUAGAAAGAGAGUGAGAGAUGGAGAGAACAAUAGCCAUCCAAAGGCCCACCAUGCAACACAUCUUGCACUCCUCUUUUUACGAUGAAUGGUGAAGUCAACCUGAGGAUCAGUGUUAUAUUGGGGAAGUAGCUGCAUGUGUCCCUGUGUUAACCUUUGUUUGUCUUGCAUCUGGAGAGCCAUCGAGAGAUGGCUUCGGAUGGAUUAAGUUGUUAUAUUCACGGACAGAAAUGUGGUCCCGGUUUUAAAAAUGUAUUUUUAGCCAUUAAAAGGACUGAAACUGUCAAGGUGACUGAAAUAAGCUGUUGAAUUCUCAAUGAAUCCAGGUCCAUAUAUAAUGGUUUCAGUGUAAGAAGUGGACAACAUAAUGUUUGGUGAGUGCUGCAUUAUGUGACAUAGGAAGAUGACUGGGCGAAUCAAUGUGGAUGUCCAUGUUGAACCAUUAUGUGACAUAGGAAGAUGACUGGGAGAAUCAAUGUGGACGUCCAUGUUGAACCAUUAUGUGACAUAGGAAGAUGACUGGGCGAAUCAAUGUGGACGUCCAUGUUGAACCAUUAUGUGACAUAGGAAGAUGACUGGGCGAAUCAAUGUGGACGCCCAUGUUGAACCAUUAUGACAUCAUCAUGCCCAGGAGAGGAAAAAAUUAGGAUUUUGGACCUGUAUACUGAAGGACAGCCUCUUGCCUCCACUCCAACCCUACGGUCUACUCCAAAACAACCCCACUACCGCCUUCACACAGCAAAGCUGCAGCAGCCAUUCACCACUUCCAUCUAUGCAGGGUAGCUCAAAUGACCAACCAACGGAUGGAUAGUCAUGCUGUUUGCAAAACCUUCAAUCCACAGUCUUGAAACCUGGAUUUGGACACACAUUAUCAUUUAGAUUCUUCCCAGUUGUGUACAUAUGUAUGUAUAUAGAUGUACAGAAAGGAUAUACAUUAUAUACCUAGUCCAAAUAAUAAUAAUAAUAGGGUUGUUUUAUCCAUGGUGUGCCUUCGUCAGGGUUUUCCCAUGUGAAUAAUUAUGUGUGGAAUAAAGUGAAUCCUUUCUUGGGGAAAAGAACAGGUACUAAUCAUCGACUAUUAUGUUGACUCUAGGUGAGUGCUCUGUAGAGCUGCUCUGUAGAGCUGCUCUGUAGAGCUGUAUGUCAUGAUAGUCAAAUGUACAAUCAUCAAUAAUACCCUGCUGCCUGAAAGUAUUUAACCUGUACAGAUGGAUAGUCCUCACUAAAUAUUGAAGUUAUUUCUUUUGAAACGUUUGCCAUGCAAGAGUAUGAAUUUCAAGACACUAGAUAAGACUACGCAACCUUGUAAAUAUUGAAAGGCCUUUAUUGAUUUGUAUCAUGUUUUCUCUAUAUUGCAUUUGGAUUCGUUUACAGUUCUGACCAUGACUAGGAAAAUUAAGUAAUAUGCACAAAAAUUGCCAAAACCCAUCAGUAAUAGCAACCAUGUGAAUGCUUAAAUUGUCAUGACAUUGAUCACAAUGUUGAAGUCUACCACCUGUCUAAGAUUAUUCUUAAAUAAAGGUUAAAUAAGUUAAUUUGUUUAGUUAAAGGUUCAAUUUAGGUUAAAGGUGAAAUAAAAAAGUACAACAUUAACAAAAAAAAGUUCAAUUAAAAAUAAAUGUGUGAUACAGAAUUGAUCGUUUUGAAGUUCUGGUUUGAUAAGAUGCCAAUAUGUUCUCCUGAUUUCCUGUUCACGCACAUGGGUGUCUCUUUCUCUGGUUGAAUGAAGUCGAUCUAUGAAUUUUCUCCUAUCGCCAAAUGAAAGGUAUUGAGGGAAAUGAGGGCGGCCAUUACUUUGUUGUCUAAAGGUUGUUGUUUCUCCUGUAAAGUACCAGACUCAUUCACUCCCUUCCCCUUCAUCCUAACCUUUCCAUUUGUGCAGAUCCAUAAUGUAGAAGCUAUAUGGUGGAAGUUAUAUACCCAUCUGCAUUCCAGACCCUUUGGCUCUGCAGACAUGGAGGGGUAGAGGUUUGGAACGGUGGUUACUUAAGUCAAUGGGACAGAACCUCAUCCCAGACGCUCUUGCAGCAGAUGCAGGAACACUGCAUGAAAGACUAGCUUGCACUAUGGGAAGGAGGAUUCUUUGUAUUUGGUUUCCCACUUCACAACAUGUUGUGUUGAAAUGUCAUUGUGACAAAUUAAUGUCCCCAUAUGGCACAGCAGCUUCCACAGCAUCAUCCUCUCAAAGGAAUGGGCCCAAUCCUUACUUGAGAUUUGUGCAUGCAAAUCUCCCAUAUAUAUCAAUGCAAGGUGCUUUAGAUGAAAGUGCCAGUUGGCUUUCUUCCCAGUUGGUUUACCUCUAAUACCUGAGUCUCUGUGUACCACUCCAGAAAGUCAUACCUGAGUCUCUGUGUACCACUCCAGAAAGUCAUACCUGAGUCUCUGUGUACCACUCCAGAAAGUCAUACCUGAGUCUGUGUA
This is a messenger RNA of Oncorhynchus tshawytscha (Chinook salmon), 9013 nucleotides long. Its product is annotated as neurofibromin-like. Gene Ontology annotation, biological process: regulation of GTPase activity. Lineage: Eukaryota; Metazoa; Chordata; Actinopteri; Salmoniformes; Salmonidae. The transcript has 40 exons. The coding region runs from base 1177 to 6585 and encodes 1802 amino acids. The record is from RefSeq and is a predicted model, not a curated record.